This is a messenger RNA of Notolabrus celidotus (New Zealand spotty), 8194 nucleotides long. It is a transcript of the gene nsmfb, whose product is annotated as NMDA receptor synaptonuclear signaling and neuronal migration factor b. Gene Ontology annotation, cellular component: nucleus; cytoplasm. The coding region runs from base 269 to 2062 and encodes 597 amino acids. The record is from RefSeq and is a predicted model, not a curated record. NCBI's taxonomy places the organism in Eukaryota, Metazoa, Chordata, Actinopteri, Labriformes, Labridae. The transcript has 14 exons. Gene Ontology annotation, biological process: regulation of neuronal synaptic plasticity; positive regulation of neuron migration.
AGAGCGCGGCGAGCGCACCACUCUGACUUCAUCCUCGAGCAGUGCGGCUGCGCUCCUCGCUCAGUCUCCAUCCUUCUGGAACAUUCACUUUUGUAUUCUUCCAGAACAGUGAUAGUGAAAACAAUGAAAGAGACAUAGCUGCAGCAUGUUUGUUUGGAGCACAUGAUUUUUCCUCCUCGUGCCGUGUUUUUCUCUCUUCUUUGCUCCCCGCGCCCAUCAGUCAGUGGAAUGGUCUGCAUGUUCUCCCUCAAGUCGUUUCCACUUCAGCAUGGGAACUGCGGUGUCCAAAAGGAAGAGUCUGAAGAGUGACGCGAUAUCUUCCGUGGCAGCAAAAGUUCGAGCAGCCAGAGCGUUUGGAGAUUACCUGUCCAACACAAAUACAGAGAACCGCAACGGAGCAGAUCAUCUCUUGUCUGACACCUUCCCUGGACAGGACUGUGACUCUCCAGACAUCAGCCGCUUACAGAAAAACAAUCUGCCCCCACAGAGCCGCUGUUUGCCCGUCGCUAAACCCAAUCAACCCUGCCAAUCUAAUCCCAGCGCUAACCCAGAGUCAAAGCCUCAAGUCAACAGCCUCCAGACUGAAGCACCGGUGGGUCCCUGCAAACGCAGACUCUCUGCUGAGCGCAGCCUCUCCACAGAGGACACACCGGGUACCCGAGGCCCAGAGGGGAGCGUGGUGGUAAAGCCUGCCCGGGUGUAUACAAUCACCAGGGAAGGAGGUAUGACCCUGGGGGAGCGUGGUAGUGAGGAGAGCCUGGAGCUCGAGGUGCUGAAGGGCUCAAGGGAGCAACCUCAGUCUCAGGCCCCUACCUCUGCCAGCCAAACCCCUUCCUGCACCAGCCAGCCAUCCGCAUCAGCCAACCGCGGUAGCCAUCAUCGUAGCAGCCAUCACCGCAGCAGCCAUCACCAUAGUCACCAGCAGCAGGGGGGUAUGCUAUCUUCAUCUCAGCCGCUUCAGAGCUCUGGGAGUGCCAGCAACAUCCGGGAUUGGGGAACGAGAAGAAGGGGGUCAAGGGAAGACUACACCCCGGACUGCGUGGCCUGCAUUAAGGCUCCCUGUCAGAGACAGCGCUCCCUCGACCUGGAAAUCCCAACACGGGAGGGAGGGAAACCCAGGAAGAAGCUGGAGAGGAUGUACAGCGAGGACACAGGGUCCACUGAAGACAGGGAGGACAAUCCUAAUAGCUGGUUUCCCAAAGAGAAUAUGUUCAGCUUUCAGACAGCCACCACCACCAUGCAGGCGAAUUUCCGCAAACACCUUCGGAUGGUCGGCAGCCGCCGGGUGAAGGUCCAGACCUUCGCCGAGCGCAGAGCCAAGAGUUUCAGUCGCUCGUGGAGUGACCCCACCCCUGUCAAGCCUGACUCCCUCCAUGACUCCAGAGACAGUGGUGAGCUUCAGUCCUCCUCAGGGACCCUAGAUGAAGGGCUGAAUGAGGACGCUGAUUGGGGGGAUGAAAGGGAGAUGGAGAGAGCGGCCUGUGAAGGAGAAGACUUCAUUUCACCUAAAAUUGUGCUGAUAUCCUCCAAAGUCCCAAAGGCAGAAUAUCUUCCCAACAUCAUCCGAAGGGACGACCCCUCCAUCAUCCCCAUUCUUUACGACCACGAACACGCCACGUUCGAUGACAUACUAGAGGAGAUAGAGAAAAAGCUGACUGCUUACAGGAAAGGCUGUAAGAUAUGGAACAUGCUGAUUUUUUGCCAGGGAGGUCCAGGACAUCUGUACCUGCUGAAAAAUAAAGUCGCCACGUUUGCAAAGGUGGAGAAAGAAGACGACAUGAUACAGUUCUGGCGACGGCUCGGUAAUCUGAUGAGUAAACUCAACCCGGAGCCCAACCUCAUCCACAUCAUGGGCUGCUAUGUGCUGGGCAGUGCUAACGGUGAAAAGUUGAUUCACACCCUGAAGAGGCUGAUGAGACCCUCCUCCGUUGAAUUCAAGUCUCCACUGGAGCUGUCUGCACAGGGCAAAGACAUGAUCGAGGCGUACUUUGACUUCCGUCAGUACCGCCUGUGGAAAAGCCGUCAGCACUCCAAGAUGCUGGACUAUGACGACCUCCUGUGACCUGGCCCCCCCUUCUUUCGGCCCGUCGGGCGGUUUUAUCUUUUCUCCAAGCCUGCUGUGCAGUGACAGGCUUUUGGUUGUAGGGGCCCCUGAGAGGCUCCUGGAACGGCUCUGUGGCAGAGCGGGAGCAGCAGCAGCAGCGCAGUUGGGUCUUUUUUCAACCCUUCUGAUGUGACAGGGUCGCCCUGUAGAUUCAGCCAGUGGUGAACUUUUUCCUCCCGAAUCCAUUUUUCACUUUCUGCCUCUUUCUCUGAGAAUACAGAAAGAUAGGGACAAGAAAGAGGAGGAGGAGAAGCAGGGGACUCGUCAUCUUAGCCUAAAUGUGUCAGAAGACGCUAACUAGAGUUAGAUUCCUGAGUUCAGAGGACGUUAGAUAGAAGAGUGACAGCAGAGAACAGAGGGAACUGCUCCGUUAGGAGUUUAGAGGUUGAUGAUUUUUUGCUUCAAACGUGGAGAAAAAUGGAUGAAAGAUUUUCUUUGUCAGGUGUCAAGGAAGUAUAGCUUAUAUGUAAAUAAACAAAGUGCUUACUGGACUAUUAGAAGAUAGAUCAUCCAAGCAUAAGUCUGGAUAUUUAACUAGUCUUAAUAACAACUAGAGUUUCAUAUUUAAGCUUUUCUAACUUAAAGUAAGUGUGUUAGUAUUUUGUAUGGACUGUUGUAUUAACUCAGGUUAAAUCCAUCCAUCAUUCAAUACUAAGAAUUGUACUCAGUGUUAGCGGCAUACUGUAGAACAGAGUCCAAGGCCUCAUACUCAAUACAGAGUCAUUUCAGCGGACCGUUAGACUUGUCAGGGAUGUCAUAUCGUAAUGUGCUCUACGUCUUCAGAGUUUUUAAGUAGCCAAUCAGAGAGAUGUAUCCGUGCAUGUUUUCGACGUUACAGCUUCGCAUUUAACCUCAACGAGCCACAUCUAGCUACUCUUUCUUCAGCUGCCGGCUCACGAGUGCUGAUUCUUUUUAGUGUGUGGGGUUUUUUGAUUUAUCUCAGCACUACAUUUAACGACAUAUUAUAGAGUAAUUCAAAUGUUCCUAUUUAACGUGAAUCACUCAAAGUAGCAAUGGAGUGGCGGUGGUUAUUUUUGUGCACUCGUUGAAGCAUUGCUCUGUUAAGUUGUGUCGUGAAUAUAACGGUAUGAAGGAGUGUGUGUCGUAGAAUACAUUCCAAUAUAUGCUGAAAAAUAUCUGGUCAUUUUCGCUGGAGUUGAAACGAUGUCUGUUUUUACUUUAACAUGAUGACAUGUUUGUGAUUUAGUGUUGAGCUUCAGCAAAAGUUAGAUCAGGAGUUGCGCAGAGGCCGAGAUACUCUGCCUUCCCUGAUGACAACGCUCCACUUCAGGCAGAAUUAUUCCUCAUUAGAUCACAUUCUGCUACCUUACCUAUUUUAUUACACUGACUGAUACUGCAAUGUUCACCUAACUUAUAUUUUUAAUAACAGUAAUCCUAUUUUUUAAAACAAGGCCAUACCCAAUCGUGCUGAUUACUAAAACAAAGGAAAGUCCUGAUACUUCACUCAAACAAUAAAAGUUCGAGAGGAGAGAGACGUUUCACAAACCUAUCGCAUUUUGGAAAAGUAGUUGCUUGUGUCUCAAUUUACGAAGUGAAACAUCAGACAGGAUGGGACAGUAACAGCUCCGUCUCAAGCUCGUGCUGCAGCUUCAUCAUAUCACAAGACUCUUCCUCACACGAAGGACAGAGUACAUUAAGUAACAAUGACAUGGUUGCAGGAUCGAGAUAAGAAUCUGUUUUGAAUUGAAGAUCAGGAAUAUUUCAGAGGAGGGAUUUACGAGUACAUGGUGUGUGACAUUUCUGCACACGUUUCCUAACUUUAUAAGUGUGUGUGGUAAACAUGGCUGACUGAGCCCUUUCUCUGCUUGAUGUGAUCAUACGUGUCUCGUAUUGUUGCUGCUUGCUGAUCCAUGCAAGUGUUCUGGGCUGAAGUACGCGUUGCAUUGGAGAGUUUGAAUAGCUCUUAAUGCAUCCAUGAGGACAUGCUGUAUAUGGGAUCCAUAUGGAGAGCUUCAGUCACAUGGGACAUUGAGGUAUUGAAAUAACUCCUGCCAGGAGGGAUGCAUAAUGCUUUCAGACCUGAGAGGCUUCUUGUUUCUAUAGAGCACUGUUUUAUAAAUGUUUUUUAAGACUGCAAUAAUCACUGCUUUGGAGAUUGUUCCCAUGAGAAGAAUGACUGCUCAUCCAAAAUGGCUUAAAAGGCUUUUGGACUCAAGCCCUUUAAGAUGAUAAAGGACAUAUUUUUUUCUUCAAAGAACACUGAAGGACACUGGAUUAAUGAACUGUCGUAUUUUUUUGUUUGUACUGAAAUGAUUAAUGUAUUACCGCAAAAUAUGAUUUACGUCUGUUUUGCAUAAAAAUGCUUAAACAUUGAAGUCAGUGGUUGUUGUGCCACAAUGUAGCAUGUAUCAUAGGUCACUGUAAGCUUUGCGUGUAAAUACUGUAAACAUUUAAGACCAUGGAGGUAUUCAGCCGAUCCCACCAGACAAUAAUGCAGCCAUGGUUUCAAUGUCUUCACAAACUCAGACCUCACUGGCUCUUCAGGUUGAAGCACUUUGGAAUAACAGCGUUCCUCUUCCUGGUUUAUGUUCUUACUGUGGGGAAGCUGAUGACAGCAACUUUCAAAACAAAACAGGAAAGUCAAAGAAAUGUCCAUUUAUGUUUGAAACGAUCCUGUGGAGAGGCACAUCACGCUGAAUCUAUCGUCCAUGUCUCAGCUAUGGUUUCAAUACCUGCUUUAGUUUAAUCAUGACAGUAUUUUAUUUAACUUUCUGUUCUGAGUGUUCUUCCAUAAGGUGCAUUUCGACCAAGAGUUCUAGGGUCUUUUAGCCCCCAGAACUACUUUCCCCUGGACUAAAAGGUUCCUGUGCCCCCAUUGUUGUCUGUGUUUCGAUCGCAGGCUGAAGUCCCGGGUAGAUUGUGCAAAACAGGCCAGUGACAUAUGGAGAAAAAAAAACUAAAUGCACUACACCACCAGACCAGUAGAGGGCAGUAAAACAAAGAGGAAUGCCAUUCAUCACAGAUGACACCAUAGAAGCAGACGGACAGGCAGGUAUCAUUAUGAUCAACACAACAGUUAGCCUGUUAGCAUGAAGAGACUCAGCUGGUGCUGUUUUAGAUGGUGCUAUAUUUCAUCACAGAUGGAUUCACUGAAUCAACACGUGAGAGGAGAUAAGCGCGAGUAGCAAAGACGUUUCAACACGCCUUUAAAAUCCUUUUGAACUCAAAAAGCCGUGGCAGAGAUCGACCGGUGUUUUGGUUUACACAGCGACCCUGUUAACUGGAGACUCUCAGCCGGAUGCAUCCCUCAUAAACGUCUUUAGACCAUCAUUAAAUAUCUGAUGAGGAUAUUUUGAAAUCUUAAUAAAAACUAAACUAGACUAAACUUCAACAGCUGUGUAAACUCCACAAACACUGUUAAAUUCAGCUGAAGGUCUCCAGUUUACAGGGUCCCUUUUAAAACCGUAACACCGGGAGAGACACAUUCACAUUGGGUUGAGAGAAGACUACUGUUACAAGCUGCUAAAUCAAGAGAAUCACAGCUUCUUCUUUUGAAAAGUACACACACAUACAAAAAAGAUAGAACAAAUAAAAACUAAUGAAAGAAAGAGAAAUCAAGUGAAUCACAGAUGUGUGUGAUGUUAUUGUGGACGGAGGGCGGAAUAAAAACACUGUGGUUAAUCUACCAAUCAGACACGUUCAGCACUGCAGGCCCUGCCCCCUGAAAGUCCCGGGACCUUUGAAAAGUACUACCCCCCUAGCAGGGGCUUUUCAUGGGGGAGAUUAACUACCCCUGAACUAAAUUUAGACCCUGGUUCCUCUGGUCGAAACGCACAUAGUUCCAGGUUAAAGUCCCUCUGGUCGAAAAAACACCUAUAAUCUUUCUUGUUUACAGUAAACACACAAAUCUAGAAAACGAUAAUAUUGCUUUUAGAUAAACAUUCAAGAGUUUUUCUUUUCUUGUGUGCUGUAGCACAAACAUUUCCUGCUUUGCAUUACUCCUGUGAGAGUGAAUCUGACCUUACUUUUAACAUCAUCUGCUACUUUACAACCAUUCUUCUGUAGCAAUAUUCUGUGUUACAAUAUUUUUGUAAUGUCAUUUGAAUAGAUGAAUAGAACGUGAAAUGUUGUUCGGUCAUAUCUAUGGACCUCAAUGACUCUUGAAUCAAAAUACUGAUGAGAACAUCGACACCAAAAAUGUGGAUACUGCUCACUGCUCAGUUUUUAGAGUGCAGACUAAUCCUGCUCAGGGAGGUCUCCUCUGCUUUCUACCUUGCUCUGUUUAAGUAAAGGCUGAACCCCAGAGUCAUUAUACUCCCGCUCAGUUGUUGUAACAGCAGUUUAAGUUGAUAUAUUUAAUCCUGUUGUAUGCUGUGGUAAUUGAAAAGUUGAGAUACACUCACGGCUGAUGGAUUUCCACUGAAGUGUCUGAUUGAAGACUUUGCUCUCUGUACUGGAGAUCCAUUAUUGACUGUAGAGCUCAGGCUGUCUUCAGAUCAGAGAUCAGCUGGUAGGCUGGAACACGCAGCAUCUCUUUCAAGUUCGAAACGGACGCAGAACCUCUUCAGAAUCCCAGUCACUACGUGCAGCAGAAACAACCUCUGGCCCCAAGAAAGACAAAGCUUUAGUCCUUUGUUUUUAAGUUCUGAACCACUUACUCCUCAAUGAAGAAUGGAAUUGCAUUUGUGAUGAAUGAAUCAGUGAUCAAAUGACGUUUCAGGUGCUUACAUGUGUAGGAUUGUCUUUCCUCAACCUUGAGCAGUCUCAUAAAGAAACGCAGGUUUCCUCCAUUAAGGCAAUAUCAUGGUUGACCUUCCUCUGUGCAAAUAAGUAAAAAAGUAAUAACAUCAAAAACUUGUAUUAUCCAUCUUCAGCUUUGACCUCGAAACAGAUCACGUCUGUAAAUAAGGUGUGAGCAUGGGAGAAAGCAAGAGACCCAACAUACCAAUGACAGUGUGGAGCAGACUAACCUGAGCGAGCACCAGAUCACAUAGAUCUCACACUUUAACAUGGACUUCAAUUCAUAUUAGUGCAACUCCAUUAUGCAGGAGUUCAGCAAGUACUGCACACAGUUUGACUUGUGUCGGCUCGCUGAAGCAGACGUCUCCUGAGAACGCGAUCACACAAAUCACCAGAUUGAUAUUUGAGCACCUUCCCUCUCCUGUUGUUUCCCAAAUGGAACUAUGUGUCACCAUUAGUGCAGUACUAUUUAUUAAUAAUAAGCAUUGUUGUUGUGUCCUCCCCGCUGCUCUUGCCGGUUUCUCCAUGAAGAUUGCCGGCGCUCAGUUGGGAGUGUGAUUGAGUUUGAUGAGAGUGAUGGAUUGAUGCUGCUCUGAUUGCUCUGACACUUCCAGUCGGGCUGUGAUUGUAUCUUUGGAAGAGUGAAAAACAACGUGUUUGUGUUAUGUCUGUUUCACUUUGUAUCAACUUUAUCUAAUUAAGGGUAACCUUUUGGAAUAGCUUUCUUAGACUAACACUCAGUAGAAUUGUAUGUCACAAUAAGACUAAAACAGGUAUAUCAUGUUUAUGCCAUGUUAAAGUUAGACAUAUUUAUCUAAACGUUAUUAGCAUUAUUGUAUAUCUUGUGAUUUUGAUACUAGUAGAAGUGAAGAAUUCACCUCAGUAGCUUUCCUGUUCUUUUGGGUUACAGCUAUGAACAGACUCAGCAAGCUGAACUUUAAUCCAAGAAAGCAUCUUUAGCCUUGUUCAGACUGCAGGACCUGGUAUUUAUUGGUACCAUAGAUAUUUAAGUCUCCGUCAUUUAAAACACCAAAUUAAAUGCAACUUCAGAUCUGGAGAUACUUUGACAUACUAAACUAUGUCCCAGAAGUGAGUCUCUCUGAAUCACACCUUGACCGCACAAUCAGGGGGAAAUGAUGGCUUUCUAUUUUUCCUGCUGUGUGACCAGCACAUUAGAUUCAAACCACUCCAAUCUAUAAAUAACAGAGUUGGAACUGCCAUAACACACAGAUUUGAGAAACAGGUCGGAUUUCACUGCAGUCUGAACAAAGCUUAGUUGUAAUUGAACCAGCAAGGAUUGUUCUGCAAUGUUGGAGGAAAAAAAAACCUGUGAGGAAAAGAAUUGUUUUUCAAAGUUUGUUUUUAUCAAAUAAAACUUAGUUCUACACA